This is a messenger RNA of Aspergillus nidulans FGSC A4, 1494 nucleotides long. Its product is annotated as FAD-binding oxidoreductase. Gene Ontology annotation, molecular function: FAD binding; flavin adenine dinucleotide binding. Lineage: Eukaryota; Fungi; Ascomycota; Eurotiomycetes; Eurotiales; Aspergillaceae. Bases 1 to 1494 code for a protein of 497 amino acids. The record is from RefSeq and is a predicted model, not a curated record. The transcript is spliced from 2 exons.
AUGGCCUCCUACGUCCCGUAUGCCGUCGGCGUCCUCGGUGUAUGGGCAGCCAUCACCUUCACUCAGCACCCUUUUUACCGCCACCAUGAUACUUGCGAUAACUUAGCCUCCAUUUUAGACAACCGAGUCUUCGCCUCCAGCUCUGCAGAAUACAAGGAGUCGGUCUCCUCUUACUUCAGUUUUCAAGAGCAGAACCUCCAGCCGGCUUGUGUCGUCCAGCCAACAACCGCGCAAGAGCUAUCUGCAGCAAUCGUGCUCCUGGCGCGCGAUUAUCAUGACCAUGGCCAGCAGUUCGCCAUCCGCAGCGGCGGCCAUAUGAUCCCCGGCGGCGCCGCAAAUAUCCAUGGCGGCGUGACGAUCGAUCUUCGCGCUAUGAACGAUAUAGACCUGAGCAGCGACCGAUCGAAAGUGCAGAUUGGAACCGGCGCAACCUGGGGCCAGGUAUACAAGGUGCUCGAUCCGCUCAACAUUACCGUUACCGGUGGACGGGCUGCCUCGAUCGGGGUCGGCGGGUAUCUGACUGGCGGCGGUCUCUCUGCGCUUGGUCCAGCAACCGGUUGGGGCUGUGACAAUGUCCUGGAAGUCGAGGUGGUCCUUGCAAGUGGUGAAAUUGUCCAGGCUUCGCGUACGUCAUAUCCUGAUCUAUUCGUUGCUCUUCGCGGCGGAUCCAACAACUUUGGCGUGGUCACCAAGUUCACCAUGGCUGCUCAUCCGUCCAACGGGAUCUGGGGCGGGUUCAUGGCUUACCCUGAGAGCGAGGUGCCGCGCCAGAUCAGGGCCUAUUCAGAUUUCAUGCAAUCAAGAAGCGUUGACAGUCUAGCGGACCCGAUCCAGAGCUACGGCUGGACCUCGAAUCGGCGGGUAUUGUUCGGCACCAAUAUCCUCCUGUACGCGAAGCCUCAUCCCCACCCUCCAGUCUUGCAGUCCUUCAUAAACAACACGACCACGCUUCACAGCACUCUGCGAAUCACCACAAUGGCGGACUUUGCUGAGGAGGAGGAUCGGUAUCAGAUUCCAGGCUUCUACUACAGUACCCUAUACUUUACCACGACCUUUGCCCACGACCCGUCGGUCUAUGCACCCAUCGUUUCUGAGUUCAACAGAUCCUGCCACGCCGUUUCCGCCGUCGAAAACAUGAACUGGUACAUGAGUUUCCAGCCCAGCGCGGCGCUGAACGGUGAGAAUAGUCUUGGAUUGGAUCCCAGGGAUGAGCGGCUGAAUAUCAUCAUCCUGGUCGCCUUCUUCCCAAGUCCAGAGGACAGUACAGUAGUGCGAAACGCAGCCAAUGACCUGAUCCGGUCGAUUGAGGAGAUUACUAGGGCGGCCGGCGUGUAUCGCCCGUUCAAGUACUUGAAUUAUGCCGAUGACAGCCAGGAUGUGAUAGGUGGGUAUGGGGAACAGGCCAGGGCUGCACUCCAGGCUGCCAGUCGUAAAUAUGACCGGGAGGGCGUAUUUCAGAGUGCGGUGCCCGGGGGGUACAAGUUGUUUGCUUAA